AUGGAGCCACUAACCCUUGUCAACGACGCAUAUGGAAUUGAAGCUGGACGAUCUCCAUAUGCAGACAAUGAUCUUCGUCCAACCCAGGAGGAGGAACAACCUACCACAGCGGUUGCUGGCCAUUUUGACGUCGAGCAGACUCCGACCACCAAGCACGCUCGACAGUACGUCGAGGGACUUCAAAAGGCCUCACAAGUGGUGGUGUCUUCCCGCCGCCUGCAGCUCCCUUCCUUUCAGGACGACUUUCUUAACGACGGAACAUUCUCUUUUAUGCCAGUACACCAGCAAGUUGCCACAACGCAGCCGCCUAACGGACCUCUCACGUUCGAGACACCGUCAGUAACACGGAAAGCAGGUAGUGGGUAUGACGACUUGGCAGAUUAUCCUACUUCGGCCAGAAAUUCCGAAAGCCGACUCAUCCAUGAGGCGAAUAUCACCAGCGAACAGCUUCCAACCGUAACUCCAAGAGACAGAGUGGAGAACACAGAUGAUCAAGCCUUGACACCGCAGCAUGGCUCCUCUGGGUUUGAUGCCAAGCCAGCGGAAAGGAAGCAAGAGCUUGGGAAGCACAUCUCGUAUGCACAGGAGGAGGUCACCCAGGGUGCUGAAGACAUCGCUACAGAAGACUGCGAUACGGAGAAUGAGCAUACUAUUCUAUUCCAUGGACGAGAUGAAACAAUAUCAGCCGGCGAAGACGUUCAACCAGGCAAUACAGUCAGUACAUAUGCUCCCCUGCCACAGUUACCAGAGCAGGGUCACAAUGCUGGCAAUGACGAAGCAGUUGGUUGUGAGACGUCUCCCUCUACCACGGGAAACACAAGAACCCACUAUGUCCUUCAUUCCCGUGCGAAGGCAGACACGGCACCCAUCCACGAUGGCAGAGCCUCAAAGGCCCCGAGAAGACGUCAACCGCGUCCAGUCCCGAAUUUGCCCGUCAAUCGACAUGACAAUGCAAGAGGCAGGCAAAGACCUUCUGAAGAGGACCUCCUCUUUCUUCUGAUGUCCAGAGCACGCGAGAACAAAGAAGCUCGGACAAGAACGGAGAGUCUGGAGCUUGAGAACAAACAUCUUCGGCAGGAAAAGCUGCAGUCAGAUGCAGAGCUACGGCGGGCUAUCAAUGCCCAUGACGAAUGCAUUGAAGAAUACGACCUUCUGACUCAAAACUUGGAAAACUUCAGGGAGAAGUACUACAAGCUGAAGAAGUGGGCACUGGAGACCAAUAAGGACUGUCAAGAGCUGCAAGGAAAAGCAUCAGCCUUUGAGAAGGCUAUCUCCGAUCUGACAAAAGACAGAGACCAGCUCAUGGAACAGCUCCAAGACGCCCGUUCCGCAUCUACUAGAGCAUCUGAGCAGAUGGCAAGUGUCCAUAACGGAAUCUGCGAGGUGAGGCUUAUGGCAGAAGAGCGUCUCACAACCAUCAAUUACAUGGACGGGCUGUUUAGAGGUCAAGCAGAGAAUCUGAGCGCGGAACGACAGCGAUGCAACAGAUUGGAGCAGCAUAUUGUUCACCUGGAGCAUGAGAGAGAUAAGCAAAAUACCCUAAUGCAUAGUGAACAGGAGGAGCUCGAACAUACCCUAAGAGGCCUGUCUGACAGUCUCAAAGUGCUCCGUGACAGCAGCAUGGAAGAUAGUCUGGAGAAACGUCGAAUGCUCGAGUCACUAGGUCAUAUUCGGUCGAUUCUCGACACCGAUGUAUGCAAGAGAUCAGACGUGCUCUCACUGAAAGACACCUUGGAAACAGCCAGGACAUCACUCAGUAUGGUUGAGAAAUCGAUAUCUCAGGACUUGCAGGCAACAGUCGCACAUCUGAGGAACGGUCUACGGGGAGACAUUUCUGCGCAUUUAGACAAGGUGCUCUCAGCGAUCCCUUCUGAUACUGGUCAGCUCAAUGAAGUUUCAGCAGCGCUCGCACGCCUGGAGCAGAAGGCUGGCCAGAUAGGAUUGAUCGUCAAGCUACUUCAAGAUGCGAGGACCACCGCGGAGAAGGAAGGUUCUUGCCUACGAGGCAUAGCUGACAACCUUGAAAAAGCUCUAGACGCCGAGAGAAAAGCGGCUCAGAAGACCAUCAACGAUCUUACCACCAAUAUCAGUGAGUGGAGAAUCAAAUACCAAGCGGCACGGUCUGAGGUGGAGAGAUCCAAACGGGAACGGCAAGCGGAGAUGGAUGAGAACCAAGCUGAGUUGAACGACUUGCUUGCUUUUCUGAGCGAAGCAUCGGAUGAACAGAAUAGCCUCCGAUCCGAGUUGAGCAAGGCGGAAGAUUUCUUCAAGGCGAUUCAACAACAACAUGAACAAGACCAUUACGAGGCGGUGGGUCGUGAUGAUUUUCUGAAAUGUCAGUUGAGCCACCUGCAUGGCCAGAUAGACAAUGGGGCUCAAGAACGAGCGAGGGCCCGAGAAAAAAUCCAGAGCUUGACUACUAUGCAAACACAACUCCGGCAAGAGCUCAAGACCUCUCGAGGAGAAACAACUGUGGCUAUAAGAGAGCAAGACGCGUUACAUGACGAGAUCAUUGAGGUUGAACGACGAUUGGAUUGGACACAGGACAAGCUCCAGCGGACCGCGAUACGCCUGCAAGAAGUCGAAGCUGAGCUAGGAGUCUUCCAACAAUGGGCACCAAGUGCUGAACAGCUCAAGAAGGAUUUCCUAGCUCAGGAGCAGGAGAUUCAGAUCAGAUCCCAGAAAGUCCGGGCGCUCCAAGAAUUGGUCAAAAACCAGCAAGCUCGAUAUGGUCAGUUGGCAGAACAAGCUCGAGAGAAGGAUAGACUUGUGGAAGAAAAGUCCGAUCUCGAAGAGCAGUUGAAGCUGGCGCGGGAGGAGGCGUCUGUGAUACCUGGCCUCCAGAAUGAGCUUGCGCAAAAGAAGAGUCAAGUCUGUGAAUUGGAACUUGCUCUUGUAGCGUCUCAACGAGAAGCCCGAGAAAAGGACAACUUGGCGGCGGAGAACGCAACCAUCAACAACCAAUUGGAGGAAUUUGCAAAGAAGAACGCGAUUAUUCCGGAUCUAGAAAGGAGGUUACAGCACAGUUACACGAAAGUCACGGAAUUGGAGUCCGCUCUUGAAGCUUCACACGGACAGGCUCAGGAGAAUGAGAGGCUUGUUGAGGAGAGAGCUGCCGUCGAUAUUCAGAUGAGAGAGCUUCAAAAGGAGAAGUCGGCGUUGACAGAAGUGCGGAUGGACCUACAGCAGACAACCUUCAAGGUUGCCGAGCUGAAAGCCGCUCUUUUUGCUGCUCAGGAUGAGGUUGCCAAAGUCGAGGAGCUGCAGAAAACUAAUACGUCUCUCAAGCAGGACGCUGUUGCUCUCAACUUAGAUCUCGAUGCGAAAAACAAGGAGUGUGCCCAGAUUGGAGCACUGAAGGAUAUCAUCACGGCCAAGGACGAUGAGCUCGCAGAGCUGCGGAAGCAUUUGGUAUCAUUAAACGAGCUGACUGACGAACUGGAGAGGCUCAGAGACGACCGAGAACGAAUGGAAGGAAAGCUCGCUGCCAUGCAACAGCAGAUACUCCACCUGGAAGGCGCUCUCUCCAAUGCCAAACUCGACCAGGGAGCAAAACAGGCCCAAGUGCAGAGAACCGGUGGGGACCAGUCAGCAACAAGGAGCGUGUUGCCCGACAGUCAACUCGGACGUUCUCAUUUGGAUGCGAGCCGAAAUGGUGCAUGGCCUAAUGGUAGUGACCCAUUGGCCUUGUCCGCUGGCAUCCUAAUGGUCUCCGAGACCCAACUGGAAGUGCCGGAGACUGUCCCAGUCGGCCCGGACGGCCUUUUACUUCUUGCAGGCCAGCAACAAGAAGACAGCGAUUCGGACCUCAGCCCUGUUCCCAGCGAAGAUGAAGACCACGGUCUCGAAGACGAAAUUGGACGACGCACCGCUGGUACACAGCCACACAUCCGUGGACAGGGGUAUUUUUCGCCAGUGGAGAGCGUGAGGAGAGCCGCGAAUGGCCAAGAGUCCCUAGUACGUCCGUCUUCGAGCUCAUACUCGUCGCAGGGUGAUCAAAUGCUCCUGGACCAAGUCAGUCAAGAAGAUGCUAGUGGUGCAGACAGUGUCGCUGCCGGCACAGCUCUAAACACAGUCAUGCCGUUCAGUCACCUCGUCCCAGGACAAGGAGCUAGUCCGCGAAGGCUGAGAAGCGGCUCUCAGGGACAAAGACAGCGACCUACUGCUACACCUGAGCCAAGUAUGGAGCACAGACGCAACCGCGCUUCCACGCCUGCGGUCAGAAGGGAGCAGCACCAGCCAAACUCCGCCGCCAAGCGUCGAAUGGAGCCAGAGGGCGAGAAGAAUGCGCUCCAGGAAAAUACUAGGCGGCUCAAGCGUAGUCCGGCAAACCUUGAUGUCACGAGUCCACAACAUCGUGCGUCCACGCAGGCCGCGCAACCAACUGCGUCACGGGGCUCAGGCCGUUGGCGUAAGAGCAGCUCGAUCGUGGGGACUAAUGCACCAGCACCGGGAAGGAGUCAAAGACCCUCUAAGCAAGCACGCAAAGGGUCUCGACAGGACAGGUACACCAGCCGCUUUGCGCCAAAGGCCUGA
Messenger RNA from Cladophialophora yegresii CBS 114405, 4536 nucleotides. RefSeq lists its product as uncharacterized. The transcript is spliced from 3 exons. The record is from RefSeq and is a predicted model, not a curated record. The coding region runs from base 1 to 4536 and encodes 1511 amino acids. Lineage: Eukaryota; Fungi; Ascomycota; Eurotiomycetes; Chaetothyriales; Herpotrichiellaceae.